Python bivittatus (Burmese python) is the source of this 4485-nucleotide messenger RNA. Lineage: Eukaryota; Metazoa; Chordata; Lepidosauria; Squamata; Pythonidae. The record is from RefSeq and is a predicted model, not a curated record.
UGAGGUGGUUCUUUAGGAAUAAUAGCUCCUAGCCAAAUCGAGUGUGCGUGCGCGGGUGUGCAGCGUUGCAGAAGAAAGCCGAGAACGGGAAACAGCUGAGAAGGGGCAUCUUCCCCCCUUCCCCUGUGCCUUGCUUUCCUCAAAGUAGUGCAUUGUCUGAUCUCGAGCAAAUCUUUCCUGCGCCAGCAAGCUGAGUCAUCAUGUCUGCUCUGACGCCUCAAAGCGAUACGCCAACUCCCACCACAGACAAGAUCACACAGGCUGCCAUGGAAACCAUCUAUCUUUGCAAAUUCCGAGUGUCCAUGGAUGGAGAAUGGCUGUGUUUGAGAGAGCUGGAUGACAUCUCUCUCACACCUGAUCCCGAACCUAGCCAAGAAGACUCUUGGGAGGAUUUGACAGAUUUGGUGGAGCAAUUGCGCGAUGAUACAGAAGAUCCCAACUAUCUCAUGGCUAAUGAACGCAUGAAUCUGAUGAAUAUGGCGAAACUAAGCAUAAAGGGCUUGAUCGAAUCCGCUCUUAAUCUUGGGAGAACCUUGGACUCUGACUAUGCACCUCUUCAGCAGUUCUUUGUAGUGAUGGAGCACUGCCUUAAACAUGGCUUAAAAGCCAAGAAGACCUUUCUGGGCCAAAACAAGUCAUUUUGGGGGCCUCUGGAAUUGGUAGAGAAGUUUGUCCCUGAAGCUGGAGAAAUCACAGCAAGUGUUAAAGAUCUGCCAGGGCUGAAGACCCCCGUGGGGAGAGGGAGAGCCUGGCUUCGUCUGGCGCUAAUGCAGAAGAAACUUUCAGAGUACAUGAAAGCUUUGAUAAACAGAAGGGAAAUUCUCAGUGAAUUUUAUGAACCAAAUGCCCUAAUGAUGGAGGAAGAAGGUGCUAUAAUUGCUGGACUUUUAGUGGGCCUAAAUGUCAUUGAUGCAAAUUUUUGCAUGAAGGGUGAAGACUUGGAUUCUCAGGUUGGAGUUAUUGAUUUUUCAAUGUACUUGAAGGAUGGCAAUAGCAGUAAAGGCAGUGAAGGUGAUGGUCAAAUUACUGCAAUUCUGGACCAGAAAAAUUAUGUAGAAGAGCUCAAUAGACAUUUAAGUGCUACAGUCAACAACCUGCAGGCAAAGGUUGAUGCUUUGGAAAAAUCCAACACUAAACUUACUGAGGAGCUUGCUGUUGCAAACAACAGAAUUAUAACACUGCAAGAAGAAAUGGAGCGAGUCAAGGAGGAGAGUUCAUAUAUUUUGGAAUCCAACCGAAAGGUAAAUAAGCAGGAUCGAACUGCAGACGGACAUGCCCUUACUGAAGCGAGGAAACAAUUAAAAGAGGAAACACAAUUAAGACUGGAUGUGGAAAAAGAACUUGAAAUGCAGAUUGGAAUGAGACAGGAGAUGGAGCUGGCUAUGAAGAUGCUGGAAAAAGAUGUUUGCGAGAAGCAAGAUGCACUUGUGGUGCUCAGACAGCAACUGGAUGAUCUCAGGGCCCUAAAACUUGAACUUUCUUUCAAGCUGCAGAGUUCAGACCUGGGAAUGAAACAGAAGAGUGAAUUGAAUAGCCGCUUGGAGGAGAAGACCAGUCAAAUGGCUGCCACAAUUAAACUGCUUGAACAGAGCGAAAAGGAUUUGGUGAAACAGGCAAAAACCUUAAAUAGCGCAGCAAACAAAUUAAUUCAGAAGCCCCACUAGACAUUUUAAUUUUUGCAGCUGGUCACAUCACAACUCUGACAUCUCAGCUCCGUUACGAGUGAAGAGCAAAAUGAAAUUGAGAAUUUAGAUGUCAGAAUUACAUGUUGUCACCUAAAGUUGACGUGGAAUUUGGUGGGAAUUUUUUAAAAAAGGUUUUACUUGGAAAUAGAAAAAUUAACUUCUAGCUUUCCUUUCCCCAAUUAAUGCUUAAACUUUAUUAAACUACAAGCAAUUUGAUCAGUGAAUACUCCAGAAAGAAAAUAGAUAAAACAAGAUUUGUGGCCAUGUACAUGCAAUUGUAUACUGCACAUUUUUUCUUAGUCUUUACAACAUAAUAGAAAAUUGUAGCAAUGUCCCUGCCUCGCCCCAAAUGUUUCAAAGAAAGCAGAUAGUUCUCUGUUUCCCUGUUGUGAAGCAGAUGGAAGAAAUAGAGAGAGAAAAGUUGGGAGCCUGCAGGAAACCAUGAUUUUGUAGAUUUUGUGUUUCCACUUGAUCAUAAGCAGGAGAGACACACAUCAUGGUUAGAACUUGCUUUUAGGAGCGUUUGGCCAUUAUUAACCAAAGGCUUGUCUGCACUGAACACUUUUCCACCUGAGCCUUGCUCAGAGUUUUUUGUAAAUUGAAAGUGCAUCUGAGAUGUGAGGGCUGCACAGCAAUCUUCUAAGGGAUAUUCCCGUUCCCAGAUGCUGUUCUUAAAAUCACCCCAAUUGAAGCAGGAUGAGAACUUGUCUCUCGCUUGAGAGAGCAGAGCAAACUACACUUCUGUCUGGACUCACUCUGCUCCUUGCAUUUUUCACUCUCUUCAGCUUGCAGUUGAGAACAAUUGCAUUGUUCCACUCUAUUUUCCGAGAAUUUCCUUUUAAGGCUACCUGCCAAUUCAUCUGAUGAACGACCCCUUUGUUUGACAUAGCUGCCAGUGGAUGGGUAUUAAGGAAUACCCAUCAGAAGAACCCAGAGUUAAGACAAUGCAAAUCAUGCAAAUUCUCAUUGCUCAACGUUGUGACAGGAAUUUUGCAGGACAAGGACAAGCUAAGAUAAUAAGCCAGCGCAGGCCACUUUCAUAAUGGGGGAAAUAAUUUAUUCAUCCCCUUUAGGUUACAUGGAUGCAGAAUCUAGCUGUUAGCUAUUUUUUAAUUGGUAAACCCUUCUUUCCCUUUGCAUUGCCUUCUACCUCUGCCUUUUCUCCCUAAAAGAUAGUGAUUCUCAUUUCCUGAUGGACUUUUAUGAUACGUGCGUGUUCCCUUCCCUUCCUCUUUUAGGAAAGACUGAAUAAUUGUUUCUUUCAUGUAUAAAAGGGAUAAACAGAAACUGGUAGUGUUUUAAUGCUGAUGACUCCUUGACUAAGAACAACUACAGCAUACAAUAAUUUGGCCAUUGUUUAAAGCUGCCUUUUGCCGCGGUUAACAUUUGAUUCUGAGUGAUCUGUAUCAAACAAGGGAUUUGCUAGGAGUUGUACUGAAAGAUCAUCUAAGCCUUAGAAAGUUUAGUAAGACACCAUGCUGCAACUCAACAAUGUGUUUUUUCUUUUCCUAUUUCUGAUGAAAUCAAAGGUGGUUCUAAGAUGUCACAGUGCUAGAUCUUAAAGAGAUCUCAGUGUAUAGAUAAUUAUCAACAUUUCUCAGACUAUCCAAACUAUUUUUUUCUAUCUUAAAUAGUCUGUUCUUCUUCAACCAAGUACCCCCCAGAUGUGUGGGGCUACAUUUUCCAGCAUUCCUAGGCAGUACGGCUUUGGACUAUAUUGAUCGAGGAUCUGGGGAAGUGUAAACCUAGGAUAUGUCCAUGUGUGAUGGGUGUGUGUGAGAGAGAUUAAAAAAUUGUGUUCCUUUUAGUUCCCAAUAGGAUUGAAAUAGUUUCAUCCUAUAUAAAUCACCUUUACUGUGUCCAGGCAAAAUGGGGAAAUGGGAAAAAAGAUGGGAAUAAAAAAUAAUAGCCUGAUUUUAAAAUCUAUAUGGCUGUAAAAUCUCAUUCACUUCAUAGCUUAUAAAUCUGUCUGACAACACCAGUCAGAUUUACUUAUUUAUUUAUUUUCCUGAACCUUGAAAAAUGGCAUUUUGGGAUGGCACGUUUAAUUCCUAUCCAAAAGUUUUAGUAUUUUCAUUACAAUAUCUAAAUGGCAUAUAGUUAAUGUUGUGAGAAUGCCCUAGAAUUACAAUCUGAGUUUUCAAAAAACCCACACUCCUCAUGUACAUUUUGAGGAAUCACCCUCAACAUUUUGGGAGAGAGGGGAAUUGUCCCUUUCCCAAAUAGGGUAGGUGAAGUUCCUUUGGGUCAAACUCAACUCUGGUUGACUUCAUGGUCAUGACCAUCUGGCUAUUUUGGCAGCAUUGUGGAAGUGUUUCCACUUGUCUUCUUCUGGGGUAUUUAUAGCCUUGAAGUUUACAGCCCUGAUAUUUUCUGGUAGUUUCCCAUCCAUGUUACAACCAGAUCUGACUCUGCUAAGCUUUCCAAGAUUAGCCUAGGUUGGUGCCUAGCCUAUUACUCAAGUAGGCUGCUUUCACAUUUCACAGUCCCAUCUAUUUAAAAUAUCCUUUGAAAUCAUGCUUUGCACCCAGGAAAAAUGUAGUAGUCACCUCUGAGAAAUUAGGUUGUUGCUUGUGGGCUGUCAGGCUUCACCCAAUAGGCAGGACUGAAACCACUUAACUCAUAAAACAUCCAAGAGCUUUGGAUAAGUGAAUUUUAUUGAAGAAAGUUAGAAGCUAUGCUUGCAGAAUUUCAGCAAUUGCUGUGUUGCAAGAACAGGCCUUAGAUAGAGAAACAACAUUCAACUCCUUCUAUAUCUCUUUAUCCUUCCUGCCCUUUUGUGUAGGCCAGUGUUUCUCAA